Astyanax mexicanus (Mexican tetra) is the source of this 1945-nucleotide messenger RNA. RefSeq names its product 5-hydroxytryptamine receptor 1E. Lineage: Eukaryota; Metazoa; Chordata; Actinopteri; Characiformes; Acestrorhamphidae. Gene Ontology annotation, molecular function: adrenergic receptor activity; neurotransmitter receptor activity; G protein-coupled serotonin receptor activity. Gene Ontology annotation, biological process: chemical synaptic transmission; G protein-coupled receptor signaling pathway, coupled to cyclic nucleotide second messenger. Gene Ontology annotation, cellular component: dendrite; membrane. The record is from RefSeq and is a predicted model, not a curated record. Bases 328 to 1440 code for a protein of 370 amino acids. The transcript is spliced from 2 exons.
GCUCGCGCUCGCGGUACAGAAAGCCCGGUAAAGCCGGAGGCAGCGCGCGGCUCGGGGAGCGCGGGAUCAGACAGGUGCGCGAGGAGUCCUGUCCCGGAUUACGGAGCGCGGUGCUGUGCGUGUGAGUGUGUGUGUGAGAGACAGAGAGGGUGAGGAAGCUUGAGGAAGAUGAGGAGGAAGAGGAGGAGAGGGUGAUGGAUUUCUUGACGUGUUCUUCCUCCUCCGGACUCUCGCGCGUGCACGGCGGACACUCACAGGGCUGCAUCCAAUCAGUGCCCCCUGGUGGCCAGCAUUGACCUGGCUGGAGUCUCCUGAGCUGGGGUAGAGAUGGAGCGAUACCUGUGUGAAAGCUCCUGCACUCCCUCUUUGCUCAAUGGCACCAACGCCACGUCCACCCCAGAGGCAGCGAUUCAAGUCUCAAUGGUGACGGAGCGUCUAGCUGUGGUGGCUACACUGGGCUUGUUGGCGCUGCUGACAGCCAUCAUGAACAGUGCCGUCAUCGCAGCCAUCUUUACCACGAGGAAGCUCCAGCUGCCUGCCAACUACCUCAUCUGCUCUUUGGCCGUCACAGACUGCCUAGUGGCUGUUUUGGUGAUGCCACUGAGCAUCCUGUACAUCAUCACAGACAAGUGGUGCCUGGGCAAGGUGGUGUGCGAGGUGUGGCUGAGCGUGGACAUGACCUGCUGCACCUGCUCCAUCCUCCACCUGUGUGUGAUUGCGCUGGACCGCUACUGGGCUAUCACCAAGGCCAUCGAGUACGCCAGAAAGAGGACCCCACGUCGUGCCAUUGUGAUGGUAACCUGCGUGUGGGCCAUCUCCAUCUUCAUCUCUGUGCCACCGCUGUUCUGGCGGAACCGCUCAGCCGGCAGCAAUGGAACAACAGACUGCUUCAUAGAGCAUGACCAAGUUGGCUACACCAUCUACUCCACUUUCGGAGCCUUCUACAUCCCCAUGACGCUCAUCCUGAUACUAUACUCGCGCAUCUACAGCGCUGCAAAGACACUGUAUCAGAAGCGUGGCUCUUCUCGGCACCUCAGCAGCCGCAGCACAGACAGCCAGAACUCGCACAUCAACCACUGCCGCGUCACGCACGCCUUCUGUGUGUCUGACCUGUCCACAUCUGACCCCACCAUGGAGUUUGAUCAGCUCAACAUCGACCCGUUGGCAGACGAACGCAACCAGAUCUGUAGCUCCAGAGAGCGCAAGGCAGCGCGCAUCCUGGGCCUUAUCCUGGGGGCCUUCAUUGCCUGCUGGCUGCCGUUUUUCAUAAAGGAGCUGCUGAUGGGCCUAAAGUUGCUAAAUCCAUCCCGCAAGGUGUCGGACUUCCUCACCUGGUUGGGCUACGUCAACUCGCUGAUCAACCCAUUGCUGUACACAAGCUUUAACGAAGACUUUAAGCAGGCGUUUAAAAAACUGCUAGGACGCAAGGAGCACACAUAAGUACCUAUCACCCAUUCACAGUAACCUAGAACUUAUCUCGAGGACCUAUAUGUGGGAACACAAACAUCCAUAUCAGUUUUACUGGACAUUAUCCAGGACAAGUUCAGGUAAUGGCCAAGUGAGCCCAUGUGUAAAAAGAACUGAUUGUUUUCCAGGGAAAUCACCCUGCGUCAUGCCGUGCCUCCCGCACGUGUUACACAGGCGUCGCCCUUACCUAAUGCACCUAAAGCACCCUUGCAUAAACCAUGCGAUAGGAUUCCUGCAGUGAGAACUCUUCUGACAUGGGAAAUUUUCCCACAUAAAAUCCAACUCUUUUUCAGAGUUCACAUGUAAAAUGAUUAAAUAUCCUCCAGUGGGGAUUUAAAAGUUUAAGCUCCCCUGUUCAAAUAGCCAACGUGUAAGAACAUGAACAAACUUAAAUAUGUUGUUUUUCUGCACAUUUUAGACACAACUUCUGUUAUUUCUGUUCAAUAUUUUGAAUAAAUGAUAAUGAUGAUAAACCUUU